AUGUCAUCAUCGAUAGCAACAACAAUUUUGUUUGUUUCGAAAGAAUUUGCAUUAUAUGGUUAUUUUAUCAUUUUAAUCUCUGGUGUGAUCGGAAAUAUUGGUAAUAUCCUUGUUUUUACUUGUUAUAAAAUAUUUCGACGUAAUCAAUGUGCUUUUUAUCUCAUUGUGGAAACAAUUACUGAUUGCUGUUUAUUACUUGUGGCAUUACCAUUUCGUAUAACUGAAUUAGCAUUUGCUUUAGAUCUUACACGAGCAUCAUUGAUUUGGUGCAAAUUAAAAGCCAUGAUUAGUUAUACUUCAACACUUAUAACACUUUCAGCAAUAUGUUUCGCUGCUAUUGAUCAAUAUUUAUCAACUAAUUAUCAUCCUUGGUUAAGACAACUAAGUACUUUAAAACUAGCUCAUCGUCUUGUAUGUAGUUCUAUUAUUAUCUGGAUUGUUUACGGUAGUAUGUUUCUAAUUUUUUUUGAAAUUCAAUCAACAGCCGGUUGUACUAUAUAUAAUGUAGAUUUUGCACGUUAUUUUUCCUAUUUUCAUUAUAUUAUACUUAAUGGUAUGAUACCUGUAUCAGUAUCAUCAAUUUUUAGUUUACUUGCUUAUUUUAAUGUUCGUCGAAUUGUACAAAUGCGAAUGAUAGUAGUACGACGAAAAUUAGACAAACAACUUACUGCUAUGGUACUUAUUAAAGUAGUAUUUUUAGUUUGUACACUCCUUCCUUCAAUUAUUUUUCGAAUUUAUAUAUUAAAUGUUACAGUGGAUUCGAAUGAUAUUAUUCGAAUAGCAAUUCAUCAAUUAGUAUCAAAUAUUGCAUAUGCUUUAUAUUAUAUAAAUCCUGCAUGUACUUUUUAUUUGUUUUUAUUGGUAUCACCAAGAUUUCGUCGUCAAGUUAAAUAUACAUAUACUUUAAUAAAGAACUUCAGUCGACGAUACUGUAGAGCCCAACGUCAAAAUCAAAUUGCACCAAAUUUUGAAGAAAGAAGUGAUUUAGAUCAAUAA
This is a messenger RNA of Adineta steineri, 996 nucleotides long. The record is from the annotation of a GenBank genome assembly. NCBI's taxonomy places the organism in Eukaryota, Metazoa, Rotifera, Eurotatoria, Adinetida, Adinetidae.